GUCAUCGGCGGAGCGACGGCCGGAGGCGGUGGCGUCGGCCCCGGCGGGGCGUUUGGUUUCGGUUUGGCCCUGACUGGAAUUGGUAUUGACGGUCGAAAUGGGAGUCCCCAAGUUUUACCGAUGGAUCUCGGAGCGGUAUCCCUGCCUCAGCGAAGUGGUGAAAGAGCAUCAGAUUCCUGAAUUCGACAACUUGUACCUGGAUAUGAAUGGAAUUAUACAUCAGUGCUCCCAUCCUAAUGAUGAUGAUGUUCACUUCAGGAUUUCAGAUGAUAAAAUCUUUACUGAUAUUUUUCACUACUUAGAGGUUUUGUUUCGCAUUAUUAAACCUAGAAAAGUGUUCUUUAUGGCUGUUGAUGGUGUGGCUCCUCGAGCAAAAAUGAACCAGCAGCGUGGGAGGCGUUUUAGGUCAGCAAAGGAGGCAGAAGACAAAAUCAAAAAGGCAAUAGAAAAGGGAGAAACUCUUCCUACGGAGGCCAGAUUUGAUUCCAACUGUAUUACACCAGGGACCGAAUUCAUGGCCAGGUUACAUGAACAUUUGAAGUAUUUUGUAAAUAUGAAGAUUUCCACAGACAAGUCCUGGCAAGGAGUCACUAUCUACUUCUCAGGCCAUGAGACUCCCGGAGAAGGAGAGCACAAAAUCAUGGAAUUUAUCAGAUCCGAGAAAGCAAAGCCAGAUCAUGAUCCAAAUACCAGACACUGUCUUUAUGGUUUAGAUGCCGACUUGAUUAUGCUUGGAUUAACAAGUCACGAGGCUCAUUUCUCUCUUUUAAGAGAAGAGGUUCGGUUUGGUGGCAAAAAAACACAAAGGGUAUGUGCACCAGAAGAAACCACAUUUCACCUCCUACACUUGUCUUUAAUGAGAGAGUAUAUCGAUUAUGAGUUUUCAGUGUUAAAAGACAAGAUUGCAUUUAAAUAUGAUAUUGAAAGGAUAAUAGAUGAUUGGAUUUUGAUGGGAUUUCUUGUUGGCAAUGACUUUAUUCCUCAUCUACCUCAUUUACACAUCAAUCAUGACGCACUGCCUCUUCUUUACGGAACAUACGUCCACAUCCUGCCAGAGCUCGGGGGUUAUAUCAAUGAAAGUGGGCACCUCAACUUACCUCGAUUUGAGAAAUAUCUUGUCAAAUUAUCAGAUUUUGAUCGUGAGCACUUCAGUGAAGUUUUUGUGGACCUAAAGUGGUUUGAAAGCAAAGUUGGUAACAAGUACCUCAAUGAAGCAGCAGGUGUUGCAGCAGAAGAAGCCAAGAACUACAAGGAAAAGAAAAAAUCAAAGGGCCAGGAAAACGUCUGUUGGGCUGCUUUGGACAAAAAUGAAUCUGAUACGGCAACGUCUAAGGAUAAUUUGGAAGACGAAACUGAAGAUGAUGACCUGUUCGAAACUGAGUUUAGACAAUAUAAAAGGACAUAUUACAUGACGAAGAUGGGGGUUGAUGUAGUGUCUGAUGACUUUCUAGCUGAUCAAGCUGCAUGUUAUGUUCAGGCAAUACAGUGGAUUUUGCAUUAUUACUAUCACGGAGUUCAGUCUUGGAGCUGGUACUACCCUUAUCAUUAUGCACCUUUUCUAUCUGAUAUACGGAACAUAAGUACACUUAAAAUCCAUUUUGAACUAGGAAAACCUUUUAAGCCAUUUGAGCAGCUUCUUGCUGUACUUCCAGCAGCUAGCAAAAAUUUACUUCCUACAUGUUACCAGCAUUUGAUGACCAGUGAAGACUCGCCAAUUAUAGAAUACUAUCCACCUGAUUUUAAAACUGACCUAAAUGGGAAACAACAGGAAUGGGAAGCUGUGGUAUUAAUACCUUUUAUUGAUGAGAAGCGAUUGUUGGAAGCCAUGGAGUCAUGUAACCACUCCCUCAAAAAGGAAGAAAGGAAAAGAAACCAACAUAGUGAGUGCCUAAUGUGCUGGUAUGAUAGAGACACAGAGUUCAUCUACCCUUCUCCGUGGCCAGAAAAAUUCCCCCCCAUACAACGAUGUUGCACAAGGUACAAAAUAAUAUCUUUAGAUGCUUGGCGUGUAGACAUAAGCAAGAACAAAAUAACCAGGGUUGACCAGAAGGCAUUGUAUUUCUGUGGAUUUCCCACUCUGAAACACAUCAAACACAAAUUUUUUUUGAAGAAAAGUGGGGUACAAGUAUUCCAGCAAAGCAGUCGUGGAGAAAACAUGAUGUUGGAAAUCUUAUCAAAUGCAGACUCAGACGAACUUAGUAUAGAAAAUGUAGCUUCAUCAGUGCUUGGAAAGUCUGUCUUUGUUAAUUGGCCUCACCUUGAAGAAGCUAGAGUUGUAGCUGUAUCAGAUGGAGAAACUAAGUUUUACGUGGAAGAACCUCCAGGAACACAGAGGCUUUAUUUGGGAAGAACUUCCCCGCCAUCUAAAGUGAUCCAUCUUGGAGAUAAAGAACAAUCUAACUGGACAAAAGAAGUACAAGGAAUUUCAGAACAUUACCUGAGAAGAAAAGGAAUAAUAAUAAAUGAAACCUCUGCAGUUAUAUACGCUCAGUUACUCACAGGUCGUAAAUAUCAAAUAAAUCAAAACGGUGAAGUUCGACUAGAGAAACAGUGGUCAAAACAAGUUCUUCCUUUUGUUUAUCAAACUAUUGUUAAAGACAUCCGAGCUUUCGACUCCCGUUUCUCCAAUAUCAAAACAUUGGAUGACUUGUUUCCGCCUAGAAGUGUGGUCUUUAUGCUGGGAACCCCCUACUAUGGCUGCACUGGAGAAGUUCAAGAUUCACGCGAUGUGAUUACAGAAGGUAGGAUUCGUGUGGUUUUCAGCAUUCCGUGUGAGCCCAAUCUUGAUGCUUUAAUUCAGAACCAGCAUAAAUAUUCUGUAAAGUACAACCCAGGAUAUGUGUUGGCCAGUCGCCUUGGAGUGAGUGGAUACCUUGUUUCAAGGUUUACAGGAAGUAUUUUUAUUGGAAGAGGAUCUAGGAGAAACCCUCAUGGAGACCAUAAAGCAAAUGUGGGUUUGAAUCUCAAAUUCAACAAGAAAAAUGAGGAGGUACCUGGAUAUACCAAGAAAGUCGGAAGUGAGUGGAUGUAUUCAUCUGCAGCAGAGCAGCUUCUUGCGGAGUACUUAGAGAGAGCUCCAGAACUAUUUAGUUAUAUAGCCAAAAAUAGCCAAGAGGAUGUGUUCUAUGAAGAUGACAUUUGGCCAGGAGAAAAUGAGAAUGGUGCUGAGAAAGUUCAAGAAAUUAUUACUUGGCUCAAGGGACAUCCUGUCAGUACUUUGUCUCGUUCUUCUUGUGAUUUACAAAUUCUGGAUGCAGCUAUUGUGGAGAAAAUCGAGGAGGAAGUCGAAAAGUGCAAGCAAAGGAAGAACAAUAAGAAGGUACGAGUGACAGUGAAGCCCCAUUUGCUGUACAGACUUUCUUCUCUUCAGCCUUUAGAACAGCAACACGGAGUCAUUCCCGAUCGGGAUGCAGAAUUUCGUCUCUUUGACCGUGUUGUCAACGUGAGAGAGAACUUUUCAGUUCCCGUCGGCCUUCGAGGCACCAUCAUAGGAAUUAAAGGGGCUAAUAGAGAGGCUGAUGUACUAUUUGAAGUAUUAUUUGAUGAAGAAUUUCCUGGAGGUUUAACAAUAAGAUGCUUACCUGGUAGAGGUUAUCGACUGCCAACAAGUGCCUUAGUGAACCUUUCUCACGGGAGCCGCUCCGAAACUGGAAAUCAGAAGUUGACAGCCAUAGUGAAACCACAACCAGCUGUGAAUCACUACAGCUCAAAUUACUCAGUUUCAUCCGGGCAUUUGGGAGGCCUCAACCAUUCCCCUCAAUCGCUUUUUGUUCCUACUCAAGUACCUACUAAAGAAGAUGAUGAAUUUUGCAACAUUUGGCAGUCCUUACAAGAAUCUGGAAAGUCUCAACACUUUCAGCCAGCUAUUCAAGAGAAGGGUGCAGUUCUACCUCAAGAAAUAAGUCAAGUAACUCAACUUCAUAAAUCUGGCAUUAAUGACAGCGGUAUACAAGGUCAGCAAAGAAAACAUGACCCUCACAGAAAAUUUAAAGAAGAAUGUAAGAAUCCUAAAAAUGAGUGUCGAUCACAAAAAAUGUCAAAUAAGCAGACUUUUGGAGGGCCUGCCAAAUAUAAUAUUAAGCUAUUAAAGAAAAAUGAAAGUCCAGAAGUCUUAGAAACCCACAAAGUUGUGACUGGUUAUCCAAAUCCUAUUGAUAAGCCCAGCCCUGGAAUCGAGAACUUUUUAGCAUCCUUGAAUAUCUCCAAAGAAAAGGAAGUACAGUCACCUCACCACAAAGAGUCUCCAAGUGAAGAACACUUGUCACCACAGUCGUUUGCCAUGAAGGGAACACGGAUGCUUAAAGAAAUGCUAAAAAUUGAUGGCUCUGACACUGUGGACCAUAAGAAUGAAAUGAAACAGUUUGGUAAUGAAGUCAGUGUUUCUUCUAAUAGAAGAGAGGAAUAUGGAUAUUCCUCACAGCCUAAGCAAAAUAAGAAAUUAGCAUCUUACAUGAACAAGUCUCACAGUGCUAAUGAGUACCAUAACGUUCAGUCUAUGGACAAUAUGUGUUGGCCCACCCCCAGCCAGAUGCCUCCUGUGUCCACACCAGUAACUGAACUUUCUCGAAUUUGUUCACUUGUUGGAAUGCCACAACCAGAUUUCUCCUUUCUUAGAACACCACAGACAAUGACAGUUUGCCAGGUAAAAUUAUCUAAUGGUUUACUGGUACAUGGACCACAGUGUCACUCUGAAAAUGAAGCCAAGGAGAAGGCUGCAUUUUUUGCUUUACAACAGUUGAGCUCGAUAGGAGUGAAUCUCUCUGUGCCUCCACCAAUGUUUCCAAAUUAUCCUGCUGCUGUACCACCUGGAACCAUUCCUCCAGUUUUUCCUCAACCUACUGGCUGGGAUCAUUAUGGAAGCAACUUAGCACUGGGGGCAGCCAAUAUGAUGCCUUCGUCAUCUCAUCUCUUUGCCUCGAUGCCAUGGGCACCACCAGCGACAGUACCUGGAAAGACUUUCCAUCGAGCUUCCUAUCCCGGGACCAUGCCCGUGGCUGGGGGAGUGCCAGGUGGUGUACACAAUCAGUUCAUACCUCUGCAGGUUACUAAAAAAAGAGUUGCAAAUAAAAAGAACUUUGAGAGUAAAGAGGCCCAGAGUUCUUCUCAAGCUGCCCCACUUCAGACAAGCCAGCCAGGGUCUUCUGACGUCACCAAAGUGAUUCCACAGGAGGGUUCAUCAGCUUCUGUAAAGUCUCCUCAGAUUCCUCAACCUGCAACUUCUGUUCAAGUUGAAGCUGUCUCCCAAGGCCACAGUCUGUCUCAUCAUAAGGCAACACCAAGUUCUUCAAGAAGAAAGCCAAGAAAACUUGCAGUGAAUUUUGGUGUUUCUAAACCUUCUGAAUAAAUUUGGUAUUGGAAUUAAAUUAAUUUCUUCCCUUUCCCUUUUAUGAGGCAUAGUCCAUAUAUCUGUGUCUCAUAAAAGUAGAAUGUACUAUUUUAAGAUAUGUUUGAGUUGAAAAUUUUUAAUAUUUUAGUUGUCAGGCACUUUUCAUGCUGUUUAAAAGACUAUAUACCAAAUUAUACACUUUAAAUAUGUGCAAUUUGUUGUAUGUCAGUUAUACCUCAACAAAGCUGUUUAAAAAACAAAAAAGACUAAAUUAAAACCUUGUGCUAAAAUAGUAUCAGUGGACUAAGCAUCAAAAUGUACCACUCUAACCAUUGGCUUCCUCAUUAGAAACAUCUUAAACUACGAAUUAGACAUCAUCGUAGCAAUAAUAAAAAACUUUUUUUUAUGCUGUCAUUGAGGGAUAAUUAAAUGAAGCAUGAGAAUUGGGCCUCAAAUAUUAUUUACUGAAUGUGGACUUUGUUUCACUUUUUAAUGAUGUAACAAAUUUUCAAAAGAGUGGCUCUUAUUUAUAUGUGUUUUAAUUUAUGUCUUGUCAUCUCCGAAGGUCCUUUAGACCUGCUGUGAAAUGAUCACGCAUGUGAGGUGCUGCCAGUUUUGCUUUAUUCUCAAUUUUGUACCAAAGCAACUUUAGAAUACUGACGAGAAUAUUUCAUCUAACUGCUUGGAACUAUAAAUGGCAAUCUAGGUUUGAGUAAGUCAUUACGAUUUUUUAGAUUAUUGAAGAACCAGCAUUAGUAAUUUCUAAUGAGAUUAAGUUUCAAAAUAUACAGGGUACAAUGAUCACAAAUUAAUCUUCUAAUAAAAUUAAGUACAAAAUAUCAAUCAUGUUGUUAAUUAAAACAAAUUGUAUGUCUCUCUUGUAUAGCUUUUUAUCUGCUUGCUUAACAUACAAGAGCCCCAUUUUUGGUCCAUGUGUAGUGCUUCCUGGAUCGAUGAAAUUAUUAAUGUUUUUUAAAUUCCAAAGUGUGCUAUAAAACAGGCGCAGUCAUUAGUUACUGAUGGACAUGGUUUACGUGACAAAUGCCUGUCUUAUUCUAGUUCCGUAUUUUUAGCUUUAUGCUGGACCGUUCGGUGACUCUGGCAUUUUGUCUUUGCAUGUCAUGUGUGGAUGUGUGUUGUUUAAGCUGUGGCUGUUGAAAUUAUUUUAAAAUUUAUGAAAAUUUCCCGGUAGUACCAGGACCUGAGGUUUUGAUUUUAUAUGUAUAUAUAUUUACCUUUUAGUUUUUGUGAUAUGCUUAUAUUUUUAAGGAAGUUAUCAUACUUUUUUAAAAGUAAGAAUCACAAUCUUUCUAUGGAGCUGCUUUAUUAUUACACUCGAUUUCAUUUAGCUCUUUGAAGACUUUAUCAUGAGUCUUAAAGUACUCUAUUUGUUUUUUUUUUUAAAAAAAUGCUGGUAUUGAACUAAAUGGAUUCAUUUCUUUAACUGCUGAUUUCAAGGUUUCUCUGAAUAUUAGCAGGAUAAUUGUAUAUUAGUAGUGCCUUUAGUAUAAGGAGAUAAAUAUUCAUUAGCUGUCACUUGUUAUAGUCAUGUGAGCUCCUGUGAUUUGAUUUUCUGUUAAUUUCUUAGGUUCAGAUGUUUACUGGUUCCCAGCAUUUCCUUGUUGGCAAUGUUUAUCCGUAGUGAGACUCUGAUAAUGAGGCUGAAAAAAAUCUCAGUGUUUGUCCUUCCUGCCUCACAAGCUCCCUUCUGAGCACCCACAUUCAAACUUGGAAAUUACCAUACGUCAUUCUGGGCGGUCAGAUGUACAGCUUUACUCUGUUUGUUUUAAAAGGAAAUGGAUGUAUCUAUUAUGGGACUAUAAGCAAAAAGUUAAAUUGUAACAAUAAUGUUGUGUGAACCUCUUAUUACAUUUAAAGUAUAUAAUCUUCUUCCCCUCACGUAACCGUACAGACUCCAACAUUCAGUUGCCUCAGUCAUUACUCCUGUGAAACUGUGAAGGCUGAGCAGCCCGCGUCUGUUUUAGGGCACAGAGAGAGGGGCACGAGUUAUCUUCUGAGAACUCCAAGAAAAAUGUCAGUAAGCACAGUGCCACUGAGCCUGUGAGAAUACUUCCCCAUGUUCUAGCAAAGCAAGCUGAUGAUGCUAUAUGGAUAGGCAGUGAAAGUGUUUUCUUUUCAUUCUUUUUGUAGACAUAUUAUUCUAAAGGUUAAGAUGGAAAAGAGAUUGAAAUGGGAGCAAGCUCCAUAGCGUCUGGAUAGUGGUCAGGCAGUCUUCUAGAUUGUUUUCCUCAUAGACCUGAGAUUAAUGAGAGAUGUGUCCUCCCCAUGAAGGACAUAAGGCAGAGCCAUUCUUUCCUCAUGAUGACCUUGAGGAGAUUGGAUCCAUUCUUUGGGAAACUUACUGCUUUUCCCUUUUGGAUGAAGCAGACUCAGACCACCCCCAAAGGUUAGAAGUAUGUCUGUUCACCCAUUGGCUCUGCUGUGGACUUUGUGAGAACUGUGGACCGUAUAGAGUACAGAGGAGCAGAUUCUCCGUAUUUCUUCAUGAUUCUACAUAACUGAAGCAGUUAAAUCUAUUUAAACCUUCCCCUCUUUACUGAAACAUUAUUUGUAAAUAUUCUUCUUCAAUAAAUCUUUUUUUUUUUUUUUUUAAGCAAAUUAAGUGAACUUUGAAGAUUGAUCUUUCCAAUCUCACUCCCCCCCCGCCCCAUACACAGUUUCCUGCAUUACCUGGUCUUAAGAGUUUUAUAAUCUGACAGAAUGUAUUGCUUGCUUUAAACAUCUGGGACUGUGAAAAAUUAAAUUUACCUCUUGUGAAUCUUGGUUUCAGUUUAAGAGUUUCCUUGCUUUUUCAAAGGGACAAGUAGUGAAGAUUGGAGGGUUUUUUGUUUUUGCCUCUUGGUGGUGGAACGAUGGGAGUAGGGUAACAAAGAACUAUUGAUGCAGGGUUUUUGUUAUAUUUCCUUUUUUAUGAUCAGUUAUUUGCUUUGGUUUUAGACUGAGACUUCAAGAAUAUUCUAGAUUCUUUGUUUCAAGGGGAGGGAGCAGCGACAAGGGGUUGAAAGAAGGAAAACAGUUAAAUAAGACAAAUCCAGUCACUACAUUUUCAGACUAAUGCAUCCUUCUAGAUCAAAGAAAUGAUAAGUUGCAGGGUUUUUUUUUAUUCACUCACUCUUUAAUCAUCAUUCUAUUUGUAUUAAUAAAGCAAACAUUUUUAUAGUGAUUAAUUUUUACCUUAUUAUAUGAGAUAGCUAAAACUGUCCAGAUCUCCACAGAAAUUAGUUCUAACAUGCUUCUUGUCAUUCAGAACAUCAUUUUCUUAAACAACUGUUGUGUGAUUUCCUAGCAUUUUGAGCUUGCUGUAUUUCUUAGUACCAUCUUGUGUCUAAAUUCUCUUUACUGUAGAGGGGAAUUCAUUUAUUGGAAGGAAGUAUCUGUGAAAGACAUCGUCUGCCUAAAAGGAAAUGAAUCACAGAUGUUUACUUGGCAUUUUUCUAGAGACAGCAGUAGUACUCAAACUGGCAGUGUUCUUUAUUCUGUAAGGUUUGUCGGUGAUACAAUCUUGUUUACAGGAGCUUCCUUUCCUAGUCAGGAUAAAGCUUCAUGUUUGAGAAAUGAAUAUUUUCAGACUGACCUGAUUCAUAUUUCCAUAAGACCUCUCUGUCUUUUGCGGGUUAGCAAGAAGACAGAGGGGAAACUGAUGUCAGCAGGUCUCCAUCAACAGGGCAGAGCAAACAGGCCAGCUGUAAGCUUCACUGUUAACUUACUGAGUUAACAGCUCAGAUAUCACAGGCCAUUCUCUCAGAGAGAGAAGAAAAAAUGGAUAAAAUAGUUCUAGUAGUUAGGAGCAUUAACAAUCCAUAGCUGCUUGUGGUGUGUGUGUGUGUUUGUGUGUGUGUACCACUACUAAUGCCUUGCUCCAUCAAUGCAUUCGGACAUCUCAAGUGCAAUUUGUGAAGGAGACCGUGGUUUCCAAUAGAUACGUUUGUACAUCGUUAAACCUGUCAAAGUUCGUUUUUUUCCAGCGGUACACCCAUUGCUCUUGAUUAUUUCCACAAUUGGUAUACUAUUAAAUUGCCCAGGCCAAGUAAUUAAGUCUCUGUAGAUGUUUGCAUAAUUUGAAGCCCAGUUCUCAUACUCUUUCUCAUGAAAUAAUAGUGAGAAUUUGGUCCCACAGUUUCCUUUAAGGUCUUUUAGUCUUUUCUUAGUCCUUCCGCCCCGGUAUCUUACUUUUUUUUCACCUAGCACCCAAUUGCUUUUGAGUAUUUUCAUCUAUUUUGACAUGUAAUAAUAGUGUGCUGUGUUGUCAAAGUGUCCAUUUAAUUCAUACAUAUGUAUAUGUGUGUGUGUAUAUAUAUGAUUCAUUUCUUUUCUCACAUAUAACUAUUUUAUAAGUAACUGGAAUUUUUCAUUAGAUCUUAUACAGAGCAGUAUUUUAUUAAAAAUUCAAAAGGGAAGACUUUUUUGUGCUCAUUUUGUAGUUUUUGUUUUUACAAUAUCUUUACAUUGUUCUGCCAGGUAAAGUGUUUUAAACAUGCAUUGGAAUGGACUCCGAAUGUAUUUUUGUGUUGUUAAGUUGUACAUUUGUAGAUUUCUAGCAUGAAGUUAUCCCCAAAAUACUGUGCAAAAGGAUUUUAAAAUAUAAGAGUCACUGAAAGAGUUUAAACAUCUAUACAUGUUAAAUGCUAUAUGGAUUUUAAUUAAAGACUUGAGAAUGAUUUCAUAAGCUGUUUGUUCUUGUAUGUUUGCAGUAAUGUCCAAAGUUGGAACCAUUACAGUAUCACUCAUACCCCGUAUCCUUUUAUAUUUGUAUCUUAAUUCUACUGAGACAACGUAGCUGCUGGAAAAAGCACGAAUUGUAAAUUCAGAUGACCACUGUUCAGAUCCUAGUUCUAUCUCUUACUAUUUGUAAAUGAGUCAUUAUCGUAUCAGUGUUGGAAGUUAUAUAAAGUCUAAGCCUCAGUUUCUUCAUCUCCUAAAAGAGGAAAACAAUACCCUUGUGUUGUUCAUGUAUAUGCAAAGCACCAGAUACAUAAAACCAGAAAAAAAAAAAAAAAAACCCAUUGCCACC
Loxodonta africana (African savanna elephant) is the source of this 10358-nucleotide messenger RNA. RefSeq names its product 5'-3' exoribonuclease 1 (gene XRN1). Gene Ontology annotation, molecular function: 5'-3' RNA exonuclease activity; nucleic acid binding. Lineage: Eukaryota; Metazoa; Chordata; Mammalia; Proboscidea; Elephantidae. Gene Ontology annotation, cellular component: nucleus. The coding region runs from base 98 to 5344 and encodes 1748 amino acids. Gene Ontology annotation, biological process: nuclear-transcribed mRNA catabolic process. The record is from RefSeq and is a predicted model, not a curated record. The transcript has 43 exons.